Molecule: messenger RNA, 2522 nt
Organism: Oryzias melastigma (Indian medaka)
Lineage: Eukaryota; Metazoa; Chordata; Actinopteri; Beloniformes; Adrianichthyidae
Product: leucine-rich repeat and immunoglobulin-like domain-containing nogo receptor-interacting protein 1
Exons: 2
Coding region: 355-2286 (643 amino acids)
Molecular function (GO): protein binding
Source: RefSeq, a predicted model, not a curated record
UCCUAAAUCUCUGCGUUUGGCUGACCCGUGUCUCCCUCCCAUCAUCCAGUGCGACGUGUUGGAGGAAGUCCAGCAGGGAGUGCAUAUAAUCCCCCAGCAUGCACCAAGCGCCUGCGAUUCUGCAGCCAGCUUGUUGUUGCCAUGAGGACAGUGCAGCCACAGGGGAACUGAGCAGCAGCAUCCUCAGGAGUUUCGGCUUUCCGAAUAGUGGGGGGGCGAAUUUUCCGACUUGUUUUUUUAUUUAAUCUGUUAAAUUGCGUCUACUGAUUCAUGGGAAAUCCUUGAUUUUUUUUUUGUUUGUUUGUUUUUUACAAUGUCAGAAUUGAAUUAAGAGAAAGAAAAGAACUGGUUUGUAUGAAGAAUUUAAGUCAUAUAAAUGACAAGUCUUUCUUUCUGAGGAGGUUCCAUCAUUCUUUGCUUGUCUUCUGCCAGCGCUCCUUCCCUCACCCAUGCCAUCAGAUGUUCAGGGUGACUUCCACCCAGUUAUGGAUGUGCUGGAGAGCUCUCUACUUGUUGACUGCAGCAGCGGCUUCAUCGUCUGAGACCAGCUGGGUGUGUCCACUAACCUGCCGCUGCAACUCUUCCACGCUAGCGAUAAACUGCGGGGGCAGCCAGCUAACAUCUGUGCCAGACAGCCUUCCGCAGGAAGCUGAGCUCCUAAACUUGAGCAAGAACGCAAUCAAGACUCUGGUGCAGCAGCAGUUCUACAUGCUAACUCCACUGCUGCAUUUGGACUUAAGCGACAACCUCCUGGUGUUGAUUGAAGCAGAAGCCUUUCUGGGUUCACACAACCUCCUGACUCUUAACAUUUCACACAACCACCUAAAGAUCGUUCCAGUUGGAGCUUUCAUUGGCUUGAUGAACUUGAAGUUGCUGGACAUUAGUGGAAAUCAAAUCCUUGUGUUCUUGGACUUUACUUUUAGAGACCUGACAUCCCUCCAGUUCUGCAAAGCAUCAGACAAUAGCUUUGUAUUCAUCUCUCAUCAAGCCUUUUACGGACUCUCAAGUUUACGAGAGCUAGACCUCGAUGGCUUCAAUCUCACUGUGGUGCCAACUGAAGCUCUAAAUCAGCUCAGUAGGUUGAGGACCCUCAGUUUUCGGCGGCUGGGAACCACCUCAUUGCCAAACUACUCUUUUCGUUAUUUGGUACAGCUUAAAGAACUUGUCGUUUCUCAGUGCCCCAGAUUGGAGCGUUUGUCUGCAAACAGUCUGUUUGGUCUCAAUCUCACGUCCCUGGCCAUCACGCACUGUAACCUCAACGGCGUCCCCUACGUCCCUUUGCAUCACCUCGUGUAUCUUGUACGUCUAGACCUUUCUUUUAAUCCGAUCACCUACAUCCAUGGAAAUCUACUGAAAGAUUUACUUCGCCUCCAGGAGUUCCAUCUUGUAGGCGGAUCACUGAUCCGCAUUGAAGUUGGGGCUUUCAAGGGUUUGGUGUAUCUGAACCUGCUGAACGUGUCAAGAAACCUUCUCACCACGCUUGAGGCAGGAGCUUUCCAGUCAGUGGACGGUUUAAGAACUCUAGGCCUCGAUGGCAACUCAUUAGCGUGCGACUGUCGAUUACUUUGGGUGGUGCGGAAGCGACUCCUUCUAGAUUUUGGGGGCAAUCCACCGACUUGCACGACCUCAGUCCAGCUGCAGGGCUGGAAUUUUCUGGACUUCUCGGACGAUGAGCUCCUGAAGCUUCUCACCUGUCAGAAGCCUCGAAUCCUGAACAAUAAACGGCAAGAUGUGUCGGUGGACCAGGGUCACACAGCGGUGCUUCACUGCAGUGCAGAGGGCGACCCCCUUCCUUCCGUCAACUGGCUGAACCCCCAGCUAAGACAAGUCCCACCAGUAGGUAGGAUACGGGUUCUCACCAACGGCACUCUGGAGAUCCGCUAUGCUCAGCCACACGACAGUGGUACUUACAUCUGUGUCACUUCUAACGCUGGAGGAAACGACAGCCUGCGCGUCAGCCUUCACGUCCAAUCCUUGCCUUCAAAAAAGCACUUUGCUCUUCAUGGUUGGUCUGUGCUUCCAUCUGCCUCCACGGACGGGAUCGGGAAUCACAAACUCCCGUUUGAUCUCAAGACACUGCUGAUAGCAGCAACCAUUGGGUUUCUCUCGUUUUUUAGCUCUGUGAGCGUGUGCUUCGUUUUCAUGUUCUUUUGGAGUAAAAGCAAAGGGCAAAUCAAACACACAGCCACGAUCGCAUAUGUGCCAAGAAGUGCCAUGUCCAAUAAUAACAGCAAAUCAGCGGGUGGCUACAUGGAGACAGGCAGAUUCACCAUGAAACUGAUAUGAUUCCUCAUUAUGGUUUUAUUAUAAACACAAUUUAAUUGAAUUUCAAUGACUACAAAAACACUAAAUUUUUGAUAAAGUCAAAAACUUCUGAUAGUGUUUGACAUGUGAGCAGCUCAGUGGCCUUGUAGUAGAGUGUCCGCCCUGAAACUGGAAGGUUGUGAGAACAAAUCCAGUCUGAGUCAUACCAAAGACUCUAAAAGUAGGACCCUGCUUGACACUCAGCAUUAGGGGCUGGA